This is a messenger RNA of Ceraceosorus guamensis, 692 nucleotides long. RefSeq lists its product as hypothetical. The transcript is spliced from 2 exons. The record is from RefSeq and is a predicted model, not a curated record. NCBI's taxonomy places the organism in Eukaryota, Fungi, Basidiomycota, Exobasidiomycetes, Ceraceosorales, Ceraceosoraceae. The coding region runs from base 95 to 559 and encodes 154 amino acids.
AUUGAAAUCCGGGGCGAUAUACUGGGCAAUCGAUCGAGUAAUCACGAAUACGAAUGUGAACACCGGGCUCAGUCAGGCCGGGUCCGCCGUCGCUAUGCAACUUCCGCGCGCAGAAGCGCAAUGGGAGAGGAAAGCGCUUACUGCGAUGCCACGUAACCCGCGAUCACUGCCGGCGAGCAAGCGACCGUCGAUGGAAAGCGUCUCAUGUCUUCGUGCACCUUGGUUGACAGUCACUCCAACGCCAAUGCGUUCGUACGUGCUCAAGGACACCUCGGUUCAGCAGGCCAUUCGCCCCUGUCUACGUUUUUCUGUGGGCAUCAGCCAUUCACGGCUGGUGGUGCAGUCGACCUGCGCCCGCCUUCUGCUUGCGAUGCUCCCUGUGCAUGCAAGUGGCGACCACCACGGCGGUGCAGAGCACGUCCAUGAUGCGGUAGAGGUACCCGCUGAAGUCGCAAGUGAAAAGGUACAAAUACUUGCCCCGACCACCCUCCCUUCUGCUAGUUGUCCGUCAUCAGCACCAAGUCGUGCACAACGCUCUCUAGACUCAAUAGAUCGAUAGCUCUCGGUCUCUACUCGCCCAACAUGAACCUCAAGGCGCUGACCAGACCACUACCGCCAGCGGCGCUGAUGGCAAGAAGAUCUGUGAGCGAUACGGCAAGACUACUUGGGGCGACUACACUCUCAACAACAAU